Messenger RNA from Galleria mellonella (greater wax moth), 792 nucleotides. RefSeq names its product ER membrane protein complex subunit 5 (gene EMC5). The record is from RefSeq and is a predicted model, not a curated record. NCBI's taxonomy places the organism in Eukaryota, Metazoa, Arthropoda, Insecta, Lepidoptera, Pyralidae. The transcript has 3 exons. The coding region runs from base 209 to 562 and encodes 117 amino acids. Gene Ontology annotation, cellular component: Golgi apparatus; early endosome; plasma membrane.
UGACAUGAUUACCCAUACGUCAAAGUCAAGCUAUAUAGAAUAUUUAUAAUUUGGAAUUUUAUUUCAGAAAUUUAGAAUUACUUGUAUAAUGCCCUAUUAUUACGAUUUAUUUACAUUUUAUAAAGACUUACUGAGAAUAUAAUUAAAGCUAGACACUAACAAUUUGUCACGAUUAUCUCAUUUUAAUUGUUUACUGACUUGUGAUAAAAUGGCAUCGUCAUUAAAUAAAAUUAUUGUUAUAGUUGGAUUCAUUUCUCUAUUUCAUUCAGCAUUUUCAGCAGCUCAACAUCGCUCUUACCUUAGAAUUACUUCACAGGAAUUCACAACACUGCCCUUAGAUAUUGUUAUACAAGCUGUAGUAAGUUUAUUUGCUGUCAUGUGGGGAGUACUCAACGUGGCUGGCAACUUGCGUGAAAUUCCUGCUGCAGCUGAACUGAACACUAUACGCUGGGAGACACAGAGGAAUCUGCCAUCAUUCUAUAUGUUCAACCAUAGAGGGAGAGCUCUGGCAUAUGACUAUGUACCUAGUUCUAGUAAAGCAGAGUUAGAGAAUUUAGAAUAACUAUUAUUUUUAUUUAAAUGUUGAUACAUAGUAAUAAUGAGAUGAAUUAUGAAUGGGUUAAAUUGUUAAAACAUCAUUAUUUUACUGUAUAGCAAGUGUCAAGUCUGUUCUCUUAAAAAUAUACAUGUUUCAAUUAUAAUUAAAUUCAAUUUCAUUUAACUGAUUAUUAGAACAACUUCAAAAUAACAUAAAAUGAAUAAUAUAUUACAAUAAAUGGUUUUUGGUAUUAA